This is a messenger RNA of Austrofundulus limnaeus, 3042 nucleotides long. RefSeq names its product DIRAS family, GTP-binding RAS-like 1b (gene diras1b). Gene Ontology annotation, biological process: signal transduction. Gene Ontology annotation, cellular component: membrane. Gene Ontology annotation, molecular function: GTPase activity; GTP binding. NCBI's taxonomy places the organism in Eukaryota, Metazoa, Chordata, Actinopteri, Cyprinodontiformes, Rivulidae. The record is from RefSeq and is a predicted model, not a curated record.
UAUCAGGGUUUAACAAAUUGUCAAGAAUGUGCAACCAGAAAGUAAUCAGACUCAGGAGACCAGAAAUACAAAAUAGUGAAUGUUUAUUUACAAGUGGAGGGGAAAAGGGUAGGUCCAGGGUUUCACUGUUGAUGACAGGAAGGAGUUGAAUUAGUUGCAGGUUGAGUAGCUUGAGAAUAAGAUUUAUCUUGAUGUUUGUUUUGUAGCUUACGGUUUGGAGAAGAACACGAGGAGUGGAGGAGAGGGAAGUCCAGGAGUGCACGAUGAGUCAGGUGUAACACUGUCUCAAAACUGAGGGGCCGGAAUGCCGGAGCAGAGCAACGACUACCGCGUGGUGGUGUUCGGGGCUGGAGGAGUGGGGAAGAGCUCCCUGGUUCUGCGCUUCGUUAAGGGCACCUUCAGGGACACCUACAUCCCCACGGUGGAGGACACCUACCGACAGGUGAUCAGCUGUGACAAGAGCGUGUGCACGCUGCAGAUCACAGACACGACGGGCAGUCACCAGUUCCCGGCCAUGCAGCGUCUGUCCAUCUCCAAGGGCCACGCCUUCAUCCUGGUCUACUCCAUCACAAGCAAGCAGUCCCUGGAGGAGCUCAAGCCCAUUUAUCAACAGAUUCUGGCCAUAAAAGGCAACGUGGAGUCCAUCCCCAUCAUGCUGGUGGGAAACAAGAGUGACGAAACCCACCGGGAGGUGGAGACCAAGGACGGGGAGGCCCAGGCCAACCAGUGGAAGUGCGCCUUCAUGGAGACGUCGGCCAAGACCAACCACAACGUGACGGAGCUCUUUCAGGAGCUCCUCAACCUGGACAAGAAGAGAAACAUGAGCCUCAACAUUGACGGCAAGCGCUCCGGGAAGCAGUCCCGCRCUGAGAGACUGAAGGGCAAAUGCAGUGUGAUGUAGACCCUAAAGGAGAAGGACGGGGGGAGGGAAGGAAAGGGUGGGGGAGGAAACACCGAUCAGGAGGGCAAAAGAAGACAAGACAACUGAAAAAUGGAUCCGUCUGAGUAAAAACGAUCGGGAUAUGUCAACUAGAAUCUCAUCAUCCACGUCCCCCUUUGUUUGGGUCGCUCAUUCACAAACAGAUGCAGAUAAAAGCAAAUAUUUGGCUGGAAGGACAGAAAGCUGUGUGGGUGGAGGUGAGAGGGAGGCGGAUCACAGAUCUCAGACUGCAGCUGUACUUUUACAAUACGAUCUCCAAAAUCUCCUCUUACUCUUGCAUCUGUGCUUCUCCGCUCACCCCUGAAAAUCCUCACCGACAUCCCACCAUCCUCAUCCUCUGCAGCCCCUCUAUAACACCUCUAGGAAACGUAAUGUAGACGUGACAAAUCCAACCAAAUUAGUCAAGCCCGCCCAUCGGUCCUCUAAAAGUUGGGACUCGUGCGUCUGAGGCAUGAGCAGCACUUAGCAGAACAUACGACCCACCGCAUCGAUGGAGGACUCUGAUGUAAAUACACACAGGUUGUAUGUAAAUAUACACCUUCUAGCUUAAAUAUGUUCAGCCCCAACUAGUCUCAGCAAUCAAAGUGGACUUCGUGGCUCCGAGGAUGAAAUCUCAUUUUAAAAAAGAGCCGACUUUACAUUAAUCAUGCUGUCAUUUCUGUGGAAAAACUGGUCCGUGGACCCUCAAAACGUGGAGGUGUUUCUCAGUACACUGACAGGACGCAGCAAUCCUUUUAAGACUCUCUUCAUGUGUAGAAUAAUUCUGAAUGAAAAGGAAACUCACGGAAAAAUCAAGUUGGCCUUAUCUGCGAGGAUGAAAUAACCCUCUGUAGGGCUGGAGUAGGAACGGGGAUGGCGUUUCGAUCCAAGGAAUUUCAACUCGCUUUGGCACUUUUCAUCUGAGGGUUUCUUUUUACGCCUUUUUCUUUUCUUUUUUUUUUUUUGUUUGUUUCUAGUGUUUUAUUGUUUUGUAAUGCUCUUUGAAUUCAUGUCAAGUGGCAAAAAAAAUUUUAAAAAAUUAUCCUUAAUUUCAAAGCACACAGAGGAAAUCUAGGUAAACUGGUUUGCUAACGGAUCAUACACAGAACAGGGCACACACAUAAACACACAAAGCAUUUGUGCAAGUGUCACAAAAGAGAAAACACACAGAGACCAUUGAGGCUCACUCAGCCUAAAUGCCCUCACAUUGCACUUUAUAUCAUACUCACAGGUUUAGGUUGUGGUGUUUUUACCUGCGUUAUAUUAAAUAUCUUUAUGGAAUAGCUCUGCUGCGAGCCCAAAGUGCAUAUAAAUACACAGAUUAUCCAUGCAGGAGCUCUUAUUGUACACAGAAGAGCCAAAAGCACAAUACUUUUUACCAACAUAUCUGUCUGUGCAUUCUUUACGUUUCUUGUUUUUAUUUGUGUUUUUUUUUCUCCUCAAUUCCAUCUUAAAGAUAUUCACCACUCCUGAGCACGGAGGAACAAUAGUUUUCGUGUUUUUUUGUCCAAUACGUGGCACAAUAAAGUUGUGAUCCUGCUGAACCACAGGGAACUGCUGUGUGAGAGGCAGAGAAGUUUCAGAUUAUUUAUCCACUCUUCUCCAUUUCUCAGGUGGUUUCAAAAAAAUAUGUGUACGGAGGAUAAUCCCGCUUGUUUAUAAUCCAAAGACGACGAGCCCUUUUAGUUUUAUAGUGGUGGUGGAAGGAGGGGUGUGUGGGGGGGAUCACAGCCACUGUCCUCAACGGUUUCCUCCCCUGGGUCCAGCAGGAUCAACAACCAGGCACUUUAAGGGUCACAUUUUACUUGAAGACUUAUCAAUCAGCAUCAUGUAAGAUGACCCACAUGCAUCAUUUACGCCCAUUAAAAUAUCCCAGCUGUGCGGUUUGCCUGUAAAUAAACAUGUGCUCGUUCAAUCAAAAGACCAGAAGUGCUUCAAGUAAGAUGUUACCCACAUAAAGUAACCCUGUCCCCCACUGAAACGUGGACGUUUUAACACACAGCUUAGUGAUGAUACUCAAACAAUUUUGUUUUAAAUCCUCACAGGUUUUUUUCACCCUUCAUAUCUAUGUGUUAGGUAAUACUUGCAAAAUGUGAAUAUGUAACUAAAGGUUUGCCUCUCUG